Molecule: messenger RNA, 900 nt
Organism: Geodia barretti
Lineage: Eukaryota; Metazoa; Porifera; Demospongiae; Tetractinellida; Geodiidae
Source: the annotation of a GenBank genome assembly
AUGCGUCUACAGAACGGCACCCGUUUUCAGAGCAGAUAUUUUGUGGAAAAUUCACGGUUCUUUACAGUCUUUGCGAAUGCCAAACGCGCAUUCGCCCUUCUCCUUAUCGCGUUCCUCGCAUGGAACGCGCAACCCACCGAGGCAAUCAUCGGAGCGGUUGAAAAUGGCUUAGUCGCCUAUUGGUCCUUCGACAAAGACACAGUAAAAAUUAAAACUGAGGCGGUAGAUCUCUUGUCAGGACUCGCGGCAGCUGUCCACGGGGAUCCCGAACUCGCACCCGCCUCCGAUUGUAAAGUCGGUGAGUGCAUUCUUUUUGAUGGCAGUGUUGACCGCUUUCUCGUUGAAGAUUCAAACCCACCCAAAAUCGACCGUGAUUGGGAGGAAAUCACCCUGGAAUGUUGGGUCUAUAUUAACGCCUUGGAUGACAGUUGGAACCGGAUUAUCUCACUUGACGAUAUGCCAACGAACAGCGCAGUCGUAAGCCUCUAUUACGAUGAUGACGAUAACCAGCACGGUUUCUUCAUUAGAGCGGGUGGUCAAUCAACGGUGGCAGCACAAGACAAUGUACUGGAGGAUAUUCCACUUGAAGAGUGGCUGCACCUCACCGGCACCUACGAUGGCAACAUGGUUCACUACUAUGUGAAUGGAAAACUCGAAAAAAAGUAUGCCAUGAAGGGCGGUAAAAUCCCAAAGGGAGGGCUCCUCCUCGGCAUCGGGGAUCGGUCAGAUGGAUGCGAUUGCGAUACAAUUCAGGGAUAUAUCGACGAAUUCCGAAUUUACGAUCGCGUUCUAAGUGCAGCAGAAGUCCAGAACAACAUGGAAGCCACAGGGCUUGAUGUCAGUCCUUCUGCAAGCCACCUGAGCGUUACAUGGGGACAUAUCAAAGCCAGACGGAGAUAA